Xiphophorus maculatus (southern platyfish) is the source of this 2313-nucleotide messenger RNA. It is a transcript of the gene gng2, whose product is annotated as G protein subunit gamma 2. The coding region runs from base 350 to 565 and encodes 71 amino acids. Gene Ontology annotation, cellular component: heterotrimeric G-protein complex. Gene Ontology annotation, biological process: G protein-coupled receptor signaling pathway. NCBI's taxonomy places the organism in Eukaryota, Metazoa, Chordata, Actinopteri, Cyprinodontiformes, Poeciliidae. The record is from RefSeq and is a predicted model, not a curated record. The transcript has 4 exons. Gene Ontology annotation, molecular function: G-protein beta-subunit binding.
AGAAAGAAAGAAAGAAUGGACUCCCCUUUUCUUUCAGUCGUUCUUUCUCUCCCCUCACCAUUGGGUAGCCCUUAGAAAGUGAAGCCAGAGGAACAUCUGCUUCUGGGGAUGGAGGUAGAAACGGCAGCGUGUUGGGUUCAGGCAUAGUGAGAGGUUUUUCUGGCGAGAAGAACCGGCGCUGGUUGACCACACACCAGCUCCAGGCGGAUGUCCAGACAAGGAGGAGAAUGAGACGGAGAGCGUGGCAGACACAAGCCUCUGACCGAGCGGGUGGCAGACACCAGGGCAGAAGGCGCAAGGAGGAGCAAGCAGACAAGGCUGAGCAGACAGGAACUGAGCGGGAGCGCCCAUGGCGAGUAACAACACGGCCAGCAUCGCACAGGCCAGGAAGCUGGUGGAGCAGCUGAAGAUGGAGGCCAACAUUGACAGGAUAAAGGUGUCCAAAGCAGCAGCAGACUUAAUGUCUUACUGCGAAGCUCAUGCCAAAGAGGACCCCCUGUUGUCCCCGGUGCCAGCGUCAGAAAACCCGUUCAGGGAGAAGAAGUUCUUCUGCGCCAUCCUGUAAACCCAGCAUGGCCGCCUGCUGCCGGAGGGACUUUGAACGCAGACGUUCAGAACCCGCAGAAAUCGUCUAAUAGGAGGGCAUCGCAUUGUCCUCUCAAACGCUUGGCAUUUAAAGAGAUCCAAUCAACAGAGUAAACAUGUAACCAAUGAAGGGGGUGUUAUGUUUUUUUUUGUUGUUGUUGUUUUUUUGGAGGAUAUGCGGCACGUAGGAGGGAUUUGUACUUUUAGGUGACUGAAAAGGGAAGAUGAUGGGAGCGAUAAACACCCAGGGACGCGACGGAAAACCAAUCGACCGACCGGGUUUUCAGGCUCUAUUGUGUAUAAAUUUCAAAAACAGAUGAAGUCAUGGAUAUUGUUUUGUUGCUGUUUGGGGACCAUCAGGUGAAGCACCACAGGGACAAGCAGCCAAAACUCUUGACGCCGCCCGAUUAUUAUUGGAAUGUGUUAUUUUUUUUUCUUUUUGAAGUUGUUUGCGUUUUUACCAAUUUCACCGAGAUAAUCUUUCUAUAACUGUACGUAGGUGACUGAUGAAGCCUUCAUCUUUUGCUCUUUCUUUUUGUUUUAUAAACCAACGGGUUAGUGAAAGCUUCUUUUUUUUAAAUGGCGGGACGUUUCUCUCUGUACACCUGUCUGAAAGUCUUCAGUCUUCUGUGACUCGUACAAAUACGAUGCAGUUUGUCUCCUUCGGACUCAAUCCCUCUUUCUACUGUUUGUACAAAGUGACUAGCAGAUAAACUGUGCUGUGGUGUGAGCUCGACAUGUUUGUGUUUGUAUCAUUAAUUAUAACACGAAAAGGUCAAACUCUUCUUCCUUUCCUUGUAAUUGCACAGGUCAGCUUCAAUCUACGAGUGAAAACAUAAGAGAACUGCUGACCAACCAAAAUGACCAAAUAAUAUUCAUAAUGUGACCAACUAAAUACAUAUUUUGAAUGUAGAAAUCUAAUAAAUAUUCUCACUAUGUGUAUAAAAUAGUCAUACAAAUGUCUCUUUAAAAUUUUUUUGUAUCAGUAGUUGUUUUUUUUCUUUAGAAAAUAUUAACUGAAAACAUCUAUUAGUAUAGAUUUAUUCACCAGUAUUGAUAAAAGCUUUAUUAACAUUAUUUCAGAAUGAACCUUUUUUGUUGUUGUUGCUAACUUGUUGAUUACUAUUUAGUUUGGGGAUUACUUAGCUAUUCAAAAAACAAACUAGUUAAUUUGAUAUAGAGCAAUUACUGAGAUGAAUUUAAAGAGGUACUAUUAGCUGAUAAUAAACAAGUAACAUUGUAUUGGUGGAAUAGAUAUAAAUACAUUUAUUUUCAUUUCACAUGAUAUCAGAUUGAUGAGGUAUUUGGAAGAGAAACAGGCCCACAGCAACACAGGUCCUCCACCAUAUUUGUGGAUAUCCAUUUUGUGUUUGAAGAACGUUUCUUUCCCAAGAUUCUGAUGCUCUACGUACAUUUUUUGUUGUUGACCUUUUUCCUCCCCUGGCCCCCCUCAUUAUUCAUAUUAUAAUUUUAAUGCCGCUGCCAUCAGAUUUCAGAGUGAGCUAUUAGUCUCACCUGAUGGAUGCACACAUUUCCAGUUCAAGUCCCAGUAGUACUCAGCAAAUCCUUAUGUUUGUGAUGGUAGGGCAGCACAUGCUACAUUUUUUUCUAGCAUCCCUCCCAAAUUGGUUGGCAUGUGGAUGAGUUUUUUUUGUUGUUGUUUUGUUUUGUUUAUUAAACAUCAAAUAUAAAUUGUACUUUUGUAAAUUAAAGGUUGGAGGUGUGAGA